This is a messenger RNA of Hibiscus syriacus, 991 nucleotides long. Its product is annotated as auxin-responsive protein IAA14-like. The record is from RefSeq and is a predicted model, not a curated record. Gene Ontology annotation, cellular component: nucleus. The transcript has 4 exons. Gene Ontology annotation, biological process: regulation of DNA-templated transcription. Gene Ontology annotation, molecular function: protein binding. The coding region runs from base 102 to 827 and encodes 241 amino acids. NCBI's taxonomy places the organism in Eukaryota, Viridiplantae, Streptophyta, Magnoliopsida, Malvales, Malvaceae.
GCCUUUUAUAUCAUUGAGGGUUUCUCUUUUUUCUUACCUCUCUCUCUAUUUCUUUAACAAACAUACGAAUAAGCUGAAGAUAGUCACAAAAAAUCGCCAACAUGCAAGGAACCGAGCGUGGUUUGAACUACAAAGAGACCGAGCUGUGUCUAGGGUUGCCCGGUGGUGGUGGAGGAGGAGGAUCCGCCGCAGCUUGUGGUGGUGAAAAUGAAGUGGAAAGUUCUCAAAAGACCACAGGGAAAAGAGGGUUCUCCGAGACUGUUGAUUUGAAGCUUAAUCUUCAAUCCAAGGAAGCUGGCAUGGAUCUGAACCACAACCUAGGGAAUGGUUCAGAAGAAACUUCAUGCACCAAAGAUCCUGCAAAACCACCAGCCAAGGCACAAGUAUUGGGUUGGCCACCAGUUCGAUCUUAUCGGAAGAACAUUAUGGCUAACCAGAAGAACAACAGCGAGGAAUGUGAGAAAGCUGCCCUUGUCAAGGUUAGCAUGGAUGGUGCACCAUAUUUGCGUAAGGUGGAUCUGAAGUUGUACAACAGCUACCAAAAUUUAUGUGAUGCCUUGGCCAAGAUGUUCAGUUCCUUCACUAUGGAAGCGAAUUAUGGAUCUCAAAGUAUGAUAGACUUUAUGCACGAUAGCAAGUUGAUGGAUCUUCUCAACAGUUCUGAUUAUGUGCCAACCUAUGAAGAUAAGGAUGGCGACUGGAUGCUCGUGGGCGAUGUCCCAUGGGAGAUGUUUGUUGAUUCGUGCAAGCGUUUGCGUAUAAUGAAGGGAUCGGAAGCAAUCGGGCUUGGUAUUGGAUCGAUGGAGAAAUGCAAGAGCAGAGCCUAAAGCAGUAAAGAUCCUGGAAUUAGAGUAACUGGUCUAGAUGGUGUAUGUGUAUUUUAUUUGAUAUUUUUCAUAUAUGUUUUGGUAAUAUAUAGAUAUGCAAAUAUAUUUGGGACAUUUGUGUAAUGAACAAGAAGAAGUAAUGAACUUGAACUCCAUUGUCUGCC